Messenger RNA from Cladophialophora carrionii CBS 160.54, 321 nucleotides. RefSeq lists its product as uncharacterized. The record is from RefSeq and is a predicted model, not a curated record. The transcript has a single exon. NCBI's taxonomy places the organism in Eukaryota, Fungi, Ascomycota, Eurotiomycetes, Chaetothyriales, Herpotrichiellaceae. The coding region runs from base 1 to 321 and encodes 106 amino acids.
AUGAGAUAUAGUACCAGAGAACUCGACCUCAGUAGUGCUAUCGACGAGACCUUCGUCCGCCUCGACCUCAUUGCCCUUUGCAUCAUCGAGGCCAUCUGGUCAAUCUGCAUACUCGGCUCCGUCGCAGCCGUCAUCAGUGGCCUCUCAAAUGCAGAUGCUAAUGUCUCACGGAGAGCAACAGCUACAAUUGUUGUCGCUUUUAUAUGCACCGUCGACGCCGGUCUCUCGAUCUCCCCCACCUUCGACGGUGUCCGUUUUUCACCUCUCGGCAAUUCUGGACACUUUGUUCCUGGCACUUGGACGACCUUGAUUGGACUGUGA